GUGGUGGGCAGGAGAAUGGCAGAAAUGUUCGACUACGUGUGGCCCAACAGGCCAGAAGAAGCGAACUGUGCUUUGCAUCCAGACAGUGGGAUCUGAUGAGCAGGCGUUGGCUGCCACGGAAUGCCAGCACCUGCUCAAACCAAAGACGCAUCUGUCAUGCAACAGAGAUGUCUUGUGUCCAUCUGACUGGACAGUGAGCAACUGGACCCAGUGCACAGUUACUUGUGGUGGUGGAAUAAGGACUCGUAAUGUCACUUGUGCCAAAAAUAAUUAUGAGCCAUGUGAUACUUCGAAGAGACCAAACUCUAAGGCCCUGUGUGGUCUCCAGCAAUGUCCUUCUGCUGGAAGAUUUCUGAUACCCCCACUGGCACCCAGAAGAGGAAAAAUCAUAAUCAGAAAAACAGCUACUAAUCCUGAAUGGAGUCCUCCUCAGAGAAUACCCGUACCAAGCCCAACGUCCCAUACAACAACAAAAAUACCUGAGCCUGAAAGUGUAACUCCCUGUUCGCCUACGUCCUCUGGUUUGGGUAAUGCCUCAGAAAAAGAACGAAUAGCCAACGAAACAUUACAAAAUCAUUUUGGUGGACCAAGUGAUGUUUACAAUUAUCCAGUUGUUUCUACUGAAAACAGUUCACACCAAAAUACUACUUCGUGGUCUUUUCAUAAUAGCUUAAGUACUGAAAUUAUAAGGCACACUGAAAAUAUUUCUGAGAGUGAGCUAGUUUCUACUGUAGCGAGUGAGAGUGAAGACACUCCUGUCUCCUCUUUUACCCAUAGCCCAGAAAUAACUUCCAGCUAUGAUUACUUGACUGAAGAAUCUGACGACAUUGAUGGGUCAGUUGGAGGCAGUGAGAAACCGAUUGAUCUUUACAGCACAGAACUCAGUCCUGAAAUCAGAACCAGGGACACAACCCUGGAUAUCGACUCUCACAUCCUUCAAAAUGAGAGUGUGACUUCUCAGCGCCCCCCAGCAUCUCAUGACCUAGACCCUUCUACACUCCUUCCCAUUAGAAGAGCAGCACAAGGGAUGGCAUUUCCAACAACAGCAAACUAUAUCAGUCUACAAGUUGAUGUGCCUUUUGUGGAAGUAACUACUCCACAAGUGUCAGCUACAGUAAUGCCCACAGUCUUUGAUCAUGUACCAAGAGACCAGACUGACAACAGAAAAGAAAUUAAGCUACCUGACCCCCUAACUUCCAGCACACAAUCGUCAGCUCUCGAUCGUGCUCUCAGGAACCAAAGUGCAAUAUCCGUGGGUGUUUUAACAAACGUCACAGAAAACAGCCAGCUAGUAACAUCUAACAGUUUGCCUGAUGAUGCCUACUGGAUAGUGGGCAACUGGAGUGAGUGUUCUACCACCUGUGGAAUGGGGACUUUCUGGAGACAUGUGGAGUGCAGCAGUGGGAACACAUCUCGCUGUCAGCACAUGAAAAAGCCUGAUCCUGCAAGAAAAUGUUAUGUCCGCCCAUGUGCUAGCUGGAAAACAGGAAAUUGGAGCAAGUGCUCUGCCAACUGCAAUGGUGGUUUCAAGACCCGAGAUGUUCACUGCAUUGAUGUUCGUGAAAAGCGACUUCUCAGGCCUUUUCAUUGCCAAUUACUUGGAUAUAAACCACAACUCAACACUAGUUGUAACAUGGAGCCUUGCUUGCAGUGGCAUGUGGAGCCCUGGAAUGAGUGUUCAAGAUCAUGUGGUGGUGGCCAGCAAAAGCGACGUAUCUACUGCCCUGAAGGCGGCUACUGUGACUGGACAAAAAGGCCUAAUGCCAUUGCGUCGUGUAACAGGCAACCUUGUACACAGUGGAUUAACCAGGAGUGGGGCCCGUGCACCGUUUCUUGCGGAGGAGGCAUUCAGCAAAGAACUGUGAAGUGCAUGAAUAUAGAAACUAAUGAAACUGAAGAUGACAGUAUGUGUGUGGAUAAACCCAAGCCCACAGAUUAUCAGAAAUGCAGUCUGCAAGACUGCAGGAAAAUUACAGGGCUACCUUGCAGCAAAGACCAGUUGUCGGUUCACUUCUGCCAGAGGCUGAAGGGCAUUGGCAAGUGCCUGCUGCCAUCAAUACAGACUCAGUGCUGCUUCACGUGUAGUCAGCCCCGAAUUCGUAACAAAGCAAGAUACGGGGAUCAGCGAGGCCUCAAACAACAAAAUUACACUAAAUCUAGAAGAAAAUCACCUCAGAACCAGGAAAACAACGACCAAGCUGCUCGGCUCUAG
Tauraco erythrolophus (red-crested turaco) is the source of this 2212-nucleotide messenger RNA. The record is from RefSeq and is a predicted model, not a curated record. NCBI's taxonomy places the organism in Eukaryota, Metazoa, Chordata, Aves, Musophagiformes, Musophagidae.